Molecule: messenger RNA, 522 nt
Organism: Prunus armeniaca (apricot)
Lineage: Eukaryota; Viridiplantae; Streptophyta; Magnoliopsida; Rosales; Rosaceae
Source: the annotation of a GenBank genome assembly
AUGAAGAAUUUAAUCUCUCUAGCACUCAUAUUUCUCAUUCAAGUUUCCCUACUUCCAGCAAGCCAAUGCAGGGUUUACUUGCCAAUGGAUGCCAGUCUCAUUGACAAAACCUGCAAACAAACACCCAAUUAUGAUGUUUGUGUCUCUACUAUUAACUCAGACCCUCGAAGCACCGGUGCAGAUGUCAAAGGUUUAGGCCUCAUCAUGGUUGAUGCAGUUAAGGAUAAGGCAACCGGUGCUCUGAACAAAGCCAACGAGCUGCUUAAGCAGAGCCCAGGAGAUCAAGCCUUACUCUCUUGCGUCAAAAUAUACAAUGAGGUUUUACAAAAUGAUGUCCCACAAGGCAGUCAAGCUUUCACUCAAGGUGAUUCUAAGUCGGCAGAGCAAGGCAUGAAUGAUAUUGCCACGGAAGCAGAUUCAUGUGAAAGUGGUUUUUCAAGCAGCUCUCCUUUGGUAGGUAACAACAAAGCUCUCCUUGAUGUUGCGGCUGUGGCUGCAGCAAUUGCCAGGACAUUGCCUUGA